Caenorhabditis remanei is the source of this 819-nucleotide messenger RNA. RefSeq lists its product as uncharacterized. The record is from RefSeq and is a predicted model, not a curated record. Bases 1 to 819 code for a protein of 272 amino acids. The transcript has 8 exons. NCBI's taxonomy places the organism in Eukaryota, Metazoa, Nematoda, Chromadorea, Rhabditida, Rhabditidae.
AUGGGAGUUGCGGUAGAAUCAACCGAUGACAGUAAUCAACAACAACAAUUUGAUAACACACUACGCAACUUUGCUGUAGAGGUCCUGCCCAUUGUUCCAGAUUGUCCAUUAGGAGAACACUCGAGAAUACAAGUGAUUGAAGGAGUUGAGGUAGCUCGCGAGGCAACUAUCACCUUUCAAGUGGCGAUUCUUGAACAAUGUGUUCAAGCGUGUAGAAUUAGUACGUACGCCGAUGGAUCCCGCCUACCCUUGUUAUGUCGGUCAGCACACUUUAAUAGGGCAUCAAGACAAUGUUCUGUAUACUCGGAUGCAAUUAAUCCAAAUGGAUACCUCGAAUACAAGCCAAAUCAAAAUGUGAUUUAUAUAGAGAAAAUAUGCAUACCAGGACAUGCGUCAGAAGUGAUUUCCGUUGCAAGUGAGAACGAAUGUGUUUUGGAAUGUAUAAAGGCAAAGACAAUGCGAUCAGUGGCUUGUCACUCUGUACUCCAUUAUCCAGAUUUCUCUUCACUCAACUGCAUUCUCAACGUUCACACAAGACACACGAAAAACCAAUAUUUCACACCAGAGUUAGCCUAUAAAGUUGAUUAUGUGGAACUUGGUUCGUGUGUGACGAAUGCAGCAUCAGCAGACGAAGUAGCAAAAUCACGUUUAAUCGAAGCCGAGAAAAAAUUACUACAACAAUUGGAUGCGAACCCUACCGUUGUUGAAUUUCCUCAAAAAGUUGCAAGUGCUGCUCAAAUUCCAAAAAACUCUGUUGAGUUCUUUGGACCACCACAAGCUCCAUCACAACCCGCCCAACCUCUCAACUUAAAGUUUUAA